Molecule: messenger RNA, 672 nt
Organism: Symbiodinium pilosum
Lineage: Eukaryota; Dinophyceae; Suessiales; Symbiodiniaceae
Source: the annotation of a GenBank genome assembly
AUGUCAGACCCACAGCCGUCAGAGACAUUGUUCGUGUCGGGGUUGCCCAUCGACUCCACGAUUGAGCAGGUCCAGGCCAUCUUUCAUCAGUAUGGAACCGUGAAGGAGGUCAAGGUUCUACCAGUCAGCCCCGGAAAGACCGCUGCGGCGGCAUUUGUGACCAUGGGGAGCCAGGAGGAUGCUACCUGGGUUGUGAAGAAUGUGAAUGGUCAGGUCCCGCAGAACCUGAGCAAUCCGGUUACCAUCAACUACGCCACCCCCAAGUCUAAGGGAAAGAGCAAGGGUGGCAAAGGCAUGAUGAUGGACUUCAUGCAGAUGAUGAUGGGCGGGGGCGGGUACGACAGCCAGUGGGGCAAGGGGGGCUGGGAUAAGGGCGGUGGUUGGGACAAGGGUGGCGGUGGCGGCUACGGAAAGGGCGGCGGCUGGGACAAGGGUGGAGGCUGGGGAAAAGAUGGCGGCGGUAAGAGUGGCGGCUGGCAGAAGGGUGGCUGGGAAAGCAACAGCUGGGACAACAGUGGUGGUUGGGGCAAGGGCAAGAGCCAGGGCAAAAGUUCCUACGACCCUGUUGCAAGCUUUGCAAAGGCCUCCUGGGAUGCCAAGGGCGGCAAAGGGGGUGGAGGGGAUGCCUGGACCGUCACCAAGGCUGGACCUAUGGGUGCCAACAUGCGCUAG